Molecule: messenger RNA, 2982 nt
Organism: Cherax quadricarinatus
Lineage: Eukaryota; Metazoa; Arthropoda; Malacostraca; Decapoda; Parastacidae
Source: RefSeq, a predicted model, not a curated record
AACUUCCUUCCACCAUGGUCGAGGUUUCUUUUCCGGACACUGGAAACAAGACUCAACACGGCGUAAGCUGUCAGUGGCCCUACGAACCCCAACAACACUAGUAACAACGUUUAUAUCUACUGGGAUCCUAACAAGUGUUAACUACCACCAUAAUUACUGACACGUGUGCAUGCUGUGAGAACAAUGCCAAAAGUUGUGUCUGGCAGCGUGGUGGUUUCAGAUGCCAAAGACCAGCAAGAGUAUAGCGAGGAUAAACCUCUCAUAGUCUACUAUUGUCUCUGUGGUCAAAUGGCUCUUAUCCUUGACUGUUCUAUGGAGAAACUUCCGCUGCGGAAGCGUGAUGGAGCUCGAGUCAUCAAUGGAUCUCGCCAUGCACACCGCUUAGUCUGUGACCCUGAUGAAACUGUAUUUGUCAGGAGGUCAGAAGGUGUUGAAAGGCAGUUCAGAAAGAAAUGUAAAAAAUGUGGCCUCCUCUUGUUUUACCAACAUACCCUCACAGCCAACAUUGUCUUUGUUGUUAAGGGUAGUGUGGUGCAGAGUGGAGGGAAGUCCGUAGCACAGCAGGUUGCAGAUAAGCCUAAAGAUCGUAUUCUUAUUACCCGCCAUACCAAGAAUAUGGGCAAAUUCUCAUCAGUUACUGUGUCAACAAUCGAUGAAGAGGAAGACGAAAUUGAGGCACUAUGGUCUGUUGCUGUUCCAGAUGAAGGUCUUGCAGCUCUCCAGUGGUUAGCUCUUCACUGUGGUCCUCCAUCAGCUCUUCCACAUCCUGGCUGCUCACAUCCAACCCCCAUGGACUUCCCCAAAGACAGUGUAUUCCACAACAGGCAUAGGGCCAGCCUCAAACCCUUCAAAAUUCUUGUUGAGGACAUAUUCUGGCCUUACGGACACCACUUUCAUAUUUUUCUACGAGUUAUUUCUUGAAUUCUAUCAUGUUUCUCACCUUCUUUUCCAAAGGGCUGGCACUAGGGACUUUCUUUGGGCCUGUGGUGGCUUAUUUACCAGUCACACAAUAAACAAGCACAAAUAACAAUACAGUGGAACCUCAAAAAUCGAACUUAAUCCAUUCCAGGAGCUAGUUCUAAAUUUGAAAAGUCUGAAAUUCGAAGCAAUAUUUCCCAUAAGAAAUAAUGGAAAUACAAUUAAUCCGUUCCAGAAACCCAAAAAUAUUCACACAAAAAAUACAUUUUAUAGAGAUUAAUUACAGUUUUACAUACAACAAAUACGAUAGUUUUUAAUUAUGUAUAGUAAUACAUAUAAAAUAACAUUUUUACUUACCUUUAUUGAAGAUUGGUGAUGGCAUCUGGAAGAUAGGGAGGAGGAGAGAAGGAGUUGGGGUUAGUGUUUGGAAGGAGAAUCCCCCUCCAUGAGGACUUCAGGUAAAGCCCUCUCUGGGGUUACUUCCCUUCUCUGUCUUUUAAUGCCACUAGGACCAGCUUGAGAGUCACUGGACCCCUGUCUCACAAAAUAACUGUCCACAGUCCUCUGUUUCUGGUGCCUCUUUAACAUUUCUCUAAAAUGGGACAUGGUUCUGUCACUGAACUUUUUGCAAAGAUGGCUUGUUUCAGCUUGCUCAGGGUGGUACUUCUGCACAAACAUUUGGACAUCAUUCCACUUGGCACAAAUCUCCUUAAUCUUUGAAGAAGGCACCUCAUCCACUCACUAAAUUAACACCUUUCGCAACAUCAGCUUCCUUGAUUUGUUCUUUCUUUGACAGGAUAGAACUGAUGGUCGACUUGUUUUUCCCAUACAUCCUGGCAAGCUCAACAAGUCUCACACCACUCUCAUACUUCUGUAUUAUUUCCUUCUUCACAUCUAUGGUGUUUCUCACUUUCUUUACCACAGGGGUACCACUAGCAAGUUUCUUUGGGCCCAUGGUAGCUUAUUUCACAGUCCCACAAGCAUUAAACACAACGAAAUAAUCGUAAAAUGCGUGAAUAAGAGUGCAAGUUAGUGUUCACUCAAGCAUAAACAAAGCUAGACUGCUUGGACAGAGCGGGCAGGCAGACAGGUCCCGUACCCGGCGGUCCGAAAAUAGGGGCGCGUUCGAUAAUAGGGACACAGUUUGUCUGAAAAAAUGGUCCUAUUUUCGAAACGUUUGAUAUAUGAUACGUUCGAUUUUUGAGGUUCCACUGUAGAUUAUUACGAAAUGUUUCAUAUGAAGGCGCAGGGUAAUGUUCACUUGCCAAGAAACACCACCACACUGAUUCAGAAUGCGUGUGUGGGAGACUUUGUGUGCACGUGGCACUCGGACACAUUCAGAAUGACCGACAAAACCCAAGGUGAUCAAAGAAAACAGACAAUAUUUUGACGAAAAAAAUUGAUGAUAACCGAAAAUAACAAAAUCAGAGCCAAACGAAAACCAAGGUUCCAUUGUAUUGUUAUUCAUGUUGGCUUUUUGUUUUUUAGCUCAUACAGUAUAGUAUAUGUAUAAAAGUGUACAAGAUGAGAAGCUUAUAUGUACAGUAGGUCAUACAUGAAGUAAACAGGUAGAUAUAUAUUUACUACAGCAACUGAGCAUAAAAGUUCUGUUGGAUUUGCUCUCAUCAAGAUUCCAGCAUAUUAAGAUUUUUUUUAACAUAACAGCUGUUAUUUUUCUAUAGCUGGACUUGAGUACUGGAAAUGGGAAGUACAAUGCCUGCACUUUAACCCUUUCAGGGUCCAAGGCCAAAAUCUGAAGUGGUGCUCCAGUGUCCAAGAAAUUUUGAAAAAAAAAAAAUUAUUUUUCUUACAGAAUUAAAGAGCAUAUUUUUGUGAAGGUAAUAAGACAAAAAAAAAAUUCUGAUCAGUACUUACCGAGAUACAGUGCCGAGAAGUUUGUCCAAAAUGACGUGGUGGCGGCAACAUCGACGAAUUCCACAUACGCGCAUUACUUUAGUUAGCAGUUUUUGUAGUUUUUUCUUUUCUUUUCCAAUUUUUUUCUUUUCCUACUAACAUUUGGGGCCUGAGAGACCAAUACUGUAUAUAAUGUAUAAAUAUAAUCUC